Messenger RNA from Cricetulus griseus (Chinese hamster), 4396 nucleotides. Lineage: Eukaryota; Metazoa; Chordata; Mammalia; Rodentia; Cricetidae. The record is from RefSeq and is a predicted model, not a curated record.
UUUGGGGCUCUCGAAGAUCUUUGUUACCCAGGUACUCAAGGUCAACUUGUUUUGCACAGGUUCAUUCGGAAACAGGGCCUGGAUCGUCUUUUCCUGGAGUGUGAUGCACAUAUGUGGCGCCUGGGGGACCGGAGGAUCCCAGAGGGCAUUGCUGUGGACGGUGGCUCUGAUUGGUUCCUGCUUAACCGGAAGUUUGUGGAGUAUGUGGCAUUCUCCACAGAUGACCUGGUGACCAAGAUGAAGCAGUUUUACUCUUAUACCCUCCUUCCUGCUGAAUCCUUUUUCCACACAGUCCUGGAGAACAGCCCCCACUGUGACACCAUGGUAGAUAACAACCUGCGCAUCACCAAUUGGAACCGCAAGUUGGGCUGCAAGUGCCAAUACAAGCACAUUGUGGACUGGUGUGGCUGCUCUCCCAAUGAUUUCAAGCCUCAGGACUUCCAUCGCUUCCAGCAGACAGCCCGGCCCACCUUCUUUGCCCGAAAGUUUGAAGCCAUAGUGAACCAGGAAAUCAUUGGGCAGCUGGAUUCUUAUCUGUAUGGGAACUAUCCUGCGGGCACCCCAGGCCUCCGCUCCUACUGGGAGAAUGUCUACGAUGAGCCAGAUGGCAUCCACAGCCUCAGCGAUGUGGCACUCACCCUGUACCAUUCCUUCAUCCGCCUGGGCCUGCGAAGGGCCGAGUCAUCUCUACACACUGAUGGGGAGAACAGCUGCAGGUACUACCCAAUGGGCCACCCAGCAUCUGUCCAUCUCUACUUCCUUGCUGACCGUUUCCAGGGCUUUCUAAUCAAGCACCAUGUGACUAACCUUGCGGUGAGCAAACUAGAGACACUGGAGACAUGGAUGAUGCCAAAGAAAGUCUUCAAGAUUGCAAGUCCCCCCAGUGACUUUGGGAGGCUUCAGUUUUCAGAGGUUGGCACUGAUUGGGAUGCCAAGGAGAGGCUAUUCCGGAACUUCGGCGGUCUCAUGGGGCCCAUGGAUGAACCUGUGGGGAUGCAGAAAUGGGGAAAGGGGCCCAAUGUGACUGUCACUGUUAUUUGGGUGGAUCCUGUCAACGUCAUUGCAGCCACCUAUGAUAUCCUGAUUGAAUCCACUGCAGAAUUUACACACUACAAACCCCCUUUGAAUCUGCCUCUGAGGCCUGGGGUCUGGACAGUAAAAAUUCUCCAUCACUGGGUUCCAGUUGCAGAGACCAAAUUCCUUGUCGCACCUCUGACCUUCUCCAACAAGCAGCCCAUCAAAGCAGAGGAGGCAUUGAAGCUGCACAAUGGCCCACCUCGCAGUGCCUACAUGGAACAGAGUUUCCAGAGCCUGAACCCCGUCCUCAGCCUGCCCAUCAAUCCUGCCCAAGUGGAGCAGGCCCGGAAGAAUGCAGCCUCCACUGGGACAGCACUAGAAGCCUGGCUGGACUCUCUGGUGGGUGGGACCUGGACUGCCAUGGACAUCUGUGCCACAGGUCCCACCGCCUGCCCAGUGAUGCAGACCUGUAGCCAGACAGCCUGGAGCUCCUUCAGCCCUGACCCCAAAUCAGAGCUGGGUGCAGUCAAGCCUGAUGGCCGGCUCAGGUAGCAAUGGCCACAUGGGACCAAGGGAGCCUCAAUCCCGGCCUCUGACCUUGUUUGGGGGUUGCCUUUUGUACAAGGAUCUCUGCUGACUGUAGAAUGAUGAAGAGAGGGUUUGGAGGCCAGAGAAGAGUCAGCCUGUAUUUGUCAAGCUGGCCUCUGGAGUAGGUGACUCAGUCCCAGGGCCAUAGUGGUCUCCCCUCUAUGGCCGCUUCUGGGUUCUGCAGGUUCCUGUUCUCUCCCUCCGAUGGCCUACACUUGUCCCUCCAAGUGAGUUUCAAACUUUUUUUUGAGCAGCAGAACUCUGUUUAUUCAGCACAGUCAGAGGUGGAAGUGUAAGACCAGGAUGAAAUCCAGGCUGCUCUGGAUGAAGCUGAGGCGUGUGAGGUGGUCCUUUUGCCAAGGGCAUCUCUAAGGUACCUCUUCCAAACCCAAGGGCUCUGUUUAAGCCAGUUUGAUAAGCACUGCCCUGACCAAGGGUGGGAUCUCCAUCCCAGCCCUUUCAUUUAUCUCUUGAUUUCUGUGGCUGGGAAACCUUGUGCCCAUGCUAAAAGUAGCAAGCUCCUGGAGGCCACAUUCCUGGCCUUCCCAGGGCGGUCGAGAUGUGGGACAAUUCCAAAGUUCCUGUUGCUGCUCAGUGAGCUGUUUUCAGUGCAAACCAGAGGUUCGGGAAAGCCUUUUGAUGAAAGUGGCCAUGGUUCCCCAGACAUGUGAUUGCCAACUUGCCAUCUGUCCAGGUCAGCCUCUUCCAAGGUUGUCACAAAUGGUAGCAGGAACAGGGUAAAACAUACAGAGCCGGAGUUUCAAUUCUCUUACCUGCCCCUAGGCAGGGAGACAGCUACUGUGGCCUCUUUGGUACUUGAAAGGGAAGCAGUGAAGAAGCAAGGCUCUGACUCUCAAAGGGGGAUUACUUGGACCAAGCUUCUAAGCUGGAUGGUAUCACAGAACCACCCCUUCUGUUCUAAGGUCAGGUACCCCAAGCCUUUGUGUACUGUGCACUUGGUGCUGUUGGCUGUGACCAAACUGUAUUGAUAAGACUUCUCUCACCCAGGAACAAACAUUUCAGAUUGGGUCCUUAAUAUCAUACCCUUCCUUGCCUAGGGUGCCAAUAGGCUCAGUCUGGCUACACCACAUAAAAGGAAGUUUGAGUUUCAAAAGUGGGAAGGUGGUUCAAAAAAAUAGUGUUAUUCAUAUUGCUUGAGUUACCAGAAACCCAAGGGUUUCCUUGCCAUGUGUGUUCUGAGGAGGGCAUUGAGGAAGAGUAUCCCCUUCCUCAUUGAGUACCCCAAAAGACAAAGUUCUCUGGCAAAAUUUCACCCAUCCUUGUAUCUCUCCCAGCAUGGAUAGGAAGGUACUGAAGCCCACCUUGAUAAUGCAUCUAGUGCACAGCCCCUCCCUAUCCAACAUGAUGGGCAUAGAGAAGGGACCCUUGGUAUUUAUUAUUUAUAUGUUUUAGUCAAUGACUAAUUAGUAGGUGCUGUUUUUUGCAGCUUGUCAAUUAUGUUAUCUUACUAACUAAAAUUGCCUUUAUUCACAAAAGGCUCCCCUUUCCCUAUCUUCCCUAGUCUGCCUGCCUUUGUCUCUCAUUUCACUGUUUCUAUCUCUCAGUGUCUACCCUACAUCCUUCUGGUUCUUAGAACAAAGCAGGGGGGUUAGACACCAUGGCACAGUUUCAAACAGUGCGGUCACUGUCAGGAAGUUGAUCCAUGUGGCUGACUGGAACCUCCCUUUUGCUUACACAGGAUGUUGGUCUCAUCUGUCCCUCUAAAUUCAAAAGUGUUGGAAUGCUUGAGAACCCCCCUUAUCCUGACCCCUCACCCCUGGACAAGGAAGUGAUAGUCUUAUGGCUUAGGGAGGGAGAAGUGUGCUGAGUGUAAAACUCUAGGUCCACUCAGUUGCCCUACACCAGGCUUCUCAUGACAAGUUUAAGUAUGAGCACAAGCUAUCUCUGGCACAGGAAGACAGAAUUCUUCCAAGAUUGAUUGAUCAUAGGAGGAGAGGUGAGGUCAGAUGCAGCCAGAAGAGCUCAGGAGGUAGCUACUGUCUGUGCUUGUCCUGGAGCCAUCAGGUAGCUUCUCUAAAAACCCAUAGGAUUUAAACUGGUUUUACAGAUCCAUGGGAACCAUGAGCCUAGAGCCCCAUUCUCUCAAUGCCUGGGACUACGGAAUCUCUGGGAGUACCCCCUUAACCCCCCUUCUGCUAGAGAUAUGUGUAUUCUGUCCUGGGAGGUCCCUGGGAGCCACAGAUUAUAAGACAAGGUCUAUCUGACCCAAUGACACUCCAUGACAUUUUCCAUACUGGAACUAGUUAGAAAUGGCAAAACUGACUUUGUAUCCCCUGAGCUCCUUCCUCACUCACCACAGCUAAUUUGGUAUUUAUUUCCUCUGUUUUGGACCCAGAGAAUAAUUUUCCCAGAUAUUGCUUUUAGUUUUGAAAAAAUGGAAAAUUUAAAACAAGUUCAGCAUAAUUUAAAAAAAUGUGUUUUCCUAUGGAAAAUGGAUUAAGUCCUUAUUUGUUGGUGUCUUCCUGCUGAAAACAAUGUGUUUGUUGGAGGCCAUGGGUAAAACAAUACCCUUGGGAGGUGGCUGCCUGAAGGUUUUGAAAACACAGAGCCAUCAUCUCUGGGAACCUUAAAGUCUGCAGUCUGCAGAAGCAAGAUGCCAUGGGCAGUCUGGAAGGCUGAGAGGAGAGUUGGGCAUCCCUUAUGGGAAGAAACUACCCCCUCCCAAAGCCUACUUCCUGGGCUAUGUCGGAAGCUAUAGUCUCUGAGAAGGAAGGGGACAACUCCCUAUGCCCUCUUCCUCUAGUGAUACAGCCGUUUUUUUGUUUUUUUG